This is a messenger RNA of Brienomyrus brachyistius, 1534 nucleotides long. RefSeq names its product thiamin pyrophosphokinase 1-like. Gene Ontology annotation, biological process: thiamine metabolic process; thiamine diphosphate biosynthetic process. The record is from RefSeq and is a predicted model, not a curated record. The transcript is spliced from 9 exons. Bases 114 to 866 code for a protein of 250 amino acids. Gene Ontology annotation, molecular function: ATP binding; thiamine diphosphokinase activity; thiamine binding. Lineage: Eukaryota; Metazoa; Chordata; Actinopteri; Osteoglossiformes; Mormyridae.
UGUGGACGCCGGCAGCGCACGCAUGGGACGCACACGUCGUGAGCGUCAUCGCAGCGCAGCGCUGGCAGCGUCGACCACGGAAACGGCGGAGCGGCGGAAGUUACCUGGAAAGCAUGGAGGACACCUUCACUCCUCUGGACUGCUUGCUGCCAGCAGGAAAACAGAAGAUCUGCUUAUUGAUCCUUAACCAGCCACUGGAUGCAGACUAUCUACACGUGCUUUGGAAGAAAGCCGUGAUAAGGGCGUGUGCAGAUGGCGCGGCCAACCAGCUGUACCGCGCCACCGACGGCCACAGGGACAGCUUCCUGCCUGACUACAUCAGUGGGGAUUUCGAUUCCAUUACGCCUGAAGUCAAAGCUUUCUAUGAGGGAAAGAAGUGCAGGCUGAUCGAAACGGCAGAUCAGGACCUGACUGACUUCACCAAGUGCCUGGUCAUCCUCCUGGAGGAGAUUAAGCAGCGCCGUUUGCAGGUGGACACAGUUGUGACCCUUGGCGGCCUGGCUGGACGCCUGGACCAGACCAUGGCCUCCAUCGAGACCCUCUUCCAUGCCCAGAACAUGACGGAGCUGCCUGUCAUUAUCAUCCAAGGGUGUUCCCUGGCUUACCUCCUCCGGGCGGGCGUGCGGCACCAGCUGGACGUCAACACGGGCCUGGAGGGGGAUUGGUGCAGCCUGAUUCCUAUAGGGGGGCCCUGUGUGACCAAAACCACGGGACUCAAGUGGAACCUCGAUGGUCAGGUGCUGCAGUUCGGAAAGCUGGUCAGCACAUCCAACACUUAUGAGGCCCACAACGAGGAGGACAGGAGGCCUGUGACGGUGCAGAGCGACCGGCUGCUGCUGUGGAGCAUGGGGAUUCACAGGAAGUAGCCCGAGAAGCGUGGGGAUUCACAGGAAGUAGCCCGAGAAGCGUGGGGAUUCACAGGAAGUAGCCUGAGAAGCGGACGCAGGGAGCAAGAACAAGUUCAGUGCUACGUGCCUUCAAUUAUGAUUCACACAUGCGUGUUUUAUUAACACAGCCAUAUAUAAAUACAAAUUUUAUAUUUAAAAAAUUGUAAAAGAUAUAUUAAAAAGAUUUGUCCUCCAUGUAGCCAGUCAUCCAGGCACCAAACCACCUCUGAAAGACAAAACCAAGAGGAGUUAACAUCCAGGCCAAACUGAUUAAAUGAGACGCGCACACCACAUUAACUACAGCUGGUUCCUCCAUCAUUUAAAUGCACUUUUUCCCCAUAUGUAAUUUUAACCAGAAUUUUUGGUCCAGUUAUAUCACACUUAUGCAGGAGAUAUCAGCAGUGAUACAGUGGAUAAGCAUCCAAGUCAGAAAGUGCACAGCACUGUUCACAUCACUGCAGCAUGUGUGUGAUUAAAGAAAAAAGCAAAUUCUUUGUUAAAACCAUGUAAGGUUUUAAGGCCACAGCACCAAACCUGAAAUGGAAAACUUCAACUCUUCCAGUGAGAAAGUGAGAGUGAGAAGAAUGUGUAACGCUGUAGCCACACUGUUUAAUAAAAAAUUAUAAUUGUUAAACUAAAUGUGUCUU